AUGGCACACUCUCUUUACGACUCAACUAUAGUAAUGGCCAAAGGAGCCCUUACAUCCCUUGAUAGAAUCAUUACCCAAGCCGAGAAGCAUGAAAAUUCGGCUACUUUCUUCACCUCAAGACUCACAGAAGAUAUGAAUCCACUCCCAUUCCAAGUCCACUACGCUACGUUUCUGGCCCAAGCAGUGGCUGCAGCAUUAGCUGGCCACGACUACGAAGAGCCCGAAGAGGAUUUAGAUUCUUACGAGAAGAUGCAUGCGCGCAUCAACGAAGCCAUUGAAGAGUUGGAUAAGGCCGAUAAAGAGUCGGUCAACAGUGACAGUGAAACAAUUACUACCUUCUACUUCCAUGAGAGAAAAAUGGAAGUACCAGUUAAGUCAGUGGUAUGUUUAAAGAAUAUGCCAAAUGUAUAUUUUCAUGUCUCCAUGGCAUAUGCCAUCUUGCGCAAGGAAGGUGUCCCGCUAGGCAAAAGGGACUGGAGUAGAGGCUUCGUCACCGGAUAUGUGUGA
Messenger RNA from Dujonia railenensis, 507 nucleotides. The record is from the annotation of a GenBank genome assembly. Lineage: Eukaryota; Fungi; Ascomycota; Pichiomycetes; Serinales; Debaryomycetaceae.